Salvelinus namaycush (lake trout) is the source of this 1081-nucleotide messenger RNA. Its product is annotated as 2-oxoglutarate receptor 1-like. NCBI's taxonomy places the organism in Eukaryota, Metazoa, Chordata, Actinopteri, Salmoniformes, Salmonidae. Gene Ontology annotation, cellular component: plasma membrane. The coding region runs from base 35 to 1081 and encodes 348 amino acids. Gene Ontology annotation, biological process: G protein-coupled receptor signaling pathway. The transcript has a single exon. Gene Ontology annotation, molecular function: G protein-coupled receptor activity. The record is from RefSeq and is a predicted model, not a curated record.
CUUCUAGGCCGAUAACAACACUCACAGCACGGUCAUGUCUAGCGCCAUCUACGACGGGAACAAAUCCGACGAUAAUUGCACCAACGUGGACAAACUGAUGAAACUCUACUACCUGCCUGUCAUGUACAGUGUAAUUUUCACUGUGGGGCUGCUGGGUAACGUUACCUCCAUCGCCAUCUACCUGGCCAAGCUACGACCCUGGAAGUCAAGCAGUAUCAUCAUGGUCAACCUGGCAUUGACGGAUCUUCUGUAUGUUCUGAGUCUGCCUUUCCUGGUCUACUACUACACCCACGGUGAAUCCUGGACCCUGGGCGAAUUCAUGUGUCGCUUUGUGCGUUUCGGGUUCCACUUUAACCUAUAUGGUAGUAUACUGUUUCUCACCUGUUUGGCUGUGUUUCGAUAUGUAGUCUUGGCGCAUCCUCUGAGGACGGCGCAGGUGCAGCAGAAGAGGUGGGGUAUCUUGGCGUGCGCCGCGGUCUGGGCUAUAGCCGGGGCGGAGAUUGUGCCCAUGCUCACCAUGAUCACCAUGGAGAAUAAAAACAACAAGACCACCUGUUGGGACUUUGCUAGCAACGACCUGGUUGUAGUGUGGUGGUACGGCUGGCUGCUGACCGUGCUGGGCUACCUGCUGCCCCUGGUGGUGGUUGUGGUGUGUUACGCCGGUAUCGCCCGGGAACUAGCCAAGGGGCCCCACACCCACAGCCCUUGCCGGGUACGGGCACGCCGCCUCACCGUACUGAUCCUGGUGGUGUUCGUGGUAUGCUUCCUGCCGUACCACGUCCUGAGGAUCCUAAGAAUAGACACCAGAAGGAAGCCUGAGUCGUCAUGUAUGCUGGUGAACUGGGUCCACGCCGCUUAUAUCAUAUCCAGGCCCAUAGCGGGGCUCAACACCUUCUUUAACCUGGGUCUGUACACGCUGGCCGGGGACAAGUUCCAGCAGGCCUUCCUCAGUGUGUUCCCCUGGGGCCUCUGGUGGACCAAGUUCAGGACUCACCUCAAACUCAGCCUAGCUGUCGUCAGUAAGCCCAGUAACACAGCUUCAGCCGAAAGGACAGUAGCCACGGAUAUGGACAUCCAUUGA